Messenger RNA from Pelobates cultripes (western spadefoot toad), 23090 nucleotides. The record is from the annotation of a GenBank genome assembly. NCBI's taxonomy places the organism in Eukaryota, Metazoa, Chordata, Amphibia, Anura, Pelobatidae.
UACUACUGCAGCACUGUACAUGUUUCCUGUUCUAGAAAUAUAAUUUGAUCAAUUUUUACCAAACAGUUUAUUUGCAGUAAUCUGAUUUUGCAGAUAUGUUUGUAUACUUGUUAUUGCUGUCUCUGAUCAGUUUUGUGGAUCUUCAAAAAAGUAAAAUGUACACACUCUGCCAUUCACCAACCAUGGACAUAUAUUACACACUAUGUGGUGAGUACUAAACUACUUUCUCUUUCUUUUAUUGACAGUGAGAACCACCAAGGCACUUUCUAUGUAUUUUAGAAAACCAGAUGUAUUUUUUUUAUAGCCUGAGCAACUUCCCUAGAAUUUACCUGAAAUGUUUUCUUAUUGUAGCAAGUAAAACUGAUACAUAAGUCAGUACAAACACUCUUAUUUGACACAGUUACAGGUGAAUUGUCACUUCUUUGGAGUUUACACCAUUUAUUAAAAUAUUGCAAAUCAACUAUAAGUAGUGUUAACUUUUUUCAUGAGAUGUUGUGUUUUAUUUUAUUUAACAAUUUAGCAAAUUACUUCAUAAUCCAGUUAGGACAAGGCAAAGAAAGGUCAAAUACUGCAAAUGAAGAGGAAACAUAGAAAUAUUGAUUUAUUUCUCCUCUUCUCUCUGUGCCUUCUUCAUAAAGACCAGCGACAACUAGUUGCGAAGGGCAAAGCUUAUAACAAUUAUUGGAAUGUGAGCCAUGAUCUAGGUGCCCAGUUUCAGGAUAAAUAGGUACGAUUUCUACAUUUAAGUUUUAUUUUUCAUAUCUCAUAAAUACAUUUGUUUUUUUCAAUCUUUAUUUUUGUUGUGCAGGUGAUAAUAGGGAAGCUUGUCAUGCCACGACAGCAAUAACUAACACAGCAAAAUUCUACAGUAUGAAACAGUAGCAUGACAUUCAGCAUCAGCAAGUCAACACUUUUUAUAUUAAUAAUGACGGGAUAGCAAUAUAUGUCAGUGGUUAGGGAAGACAGGAUUGUAGACAAAUUCAGUUAUACGAACUGACUAUUUUAGUAUUAAUAAGCUGCACAAUAGUUCUGUAAAUGUCAAGACAAGUUUAGAACAGGAGGUCAAUGCCACCGGAGUUAACCACUAAAUAAAAUAUUAUGUAUUGCCAUGUUCUCAUUUAGCAUUUAUAAACGCUGAUAAUGGGUGAAGUGUGGCACAGGGUAUGGAGUGUAUUUGUAAUGGUGCUCUGUUUGGGCCUUGUGGCCCAAAGAGCCCUGAGCCAUAGGUAUAGAUAUAGAUAUAGAGUAUGAUAUAGAGCCAUAGGUAUAGAUAUAGAGCCAUAGGUAUAGAUAUUUAGCUUUUGCCCAUUAACCAGUGUAGCCUGCCCUGGGGUUGCAGCCUCCAGUUCCCUGCAGAUCCACCCCACCAGUCCCAGGCUCUUUCACAGUCCAGCACUCGUUUCUUACGGGUCCUGUCGCCUCCAUUGGUAUGGACGGGAACUCCUCUCAGCUGGUGGAUGUCUCUCUGUCAUGGGCAUGAAGGGGUGCUGCCCAGAGACAGCACUAUCCCUUUAAAUGUAGGAAUCAAUUUAGCAAAGAAUAAAUGCAAAAGACACAAUGAAUAGUGCAAAUAAAGAAAUAUAUAUUAAAGAGAAUCAAAGUACUAAAAGAUAACAAAACGACAUAUAAUACAUAUAUACAAAGUCACAGAACAAAUGUAUAUAACAAUAAAGGACAAGCAUGAAUAGUGCUGGCAGUGAAUACUUAAAUAGUCCUUUGAUAUAAAGGCAGGACUCUGCAGGCACCACUAGUAAUAGGUAGGGCACAGAUCCAACGUUCACAAGGCAGAUAUACCAGAAAGCAAGACCAGAGGCAAAAUAAAUGAACCAGGCUGCAGGGUCAGGAUCACUGGCAAUAAGGCAGCUAACACGGUACCAGAACACAGGAGCAGGAGGACACAGGAACGAAGACCAAGAGGGCACAGGAAUGAAGACCAGGAGGACACAGGAACGAAGGACCAGGAAAUGCAGGAUACAGGACUAAGGAACAGCAUGCAGGAUCAAGGAGUCAGGAGUCAGAAUCACAGGGAACCAGGAACCAGGGAAACAGGAGACAAGGAUCUGACAAGGAGUGAGGGGAGAAACCAAACUAUAUAGGUGCUAAACAAGGACCAGGUGAAGUGCUAAUGAAAAGAAAUUACAAACAGUGCCAAACAGAGAUAGUGGUGUGAAUGGAUACUGCACAAGGGAAUAUCAACUAAGGAGUGUGUCGUGACAGUACCCCCCCUUUAAGGAGUGACUCCUGGCGCUCUAAACCCCUAAGUCCCCCCACAGGUGACAGAAGAAAACCCAGGUCACCCAACCUAAUGGGGAAAACAAGGAGGAGCCUUAGGAGGAAUGACAGGUGGAAAGUCCCAAGGGAAAACCAACGAGGCAGAGUAGGAGCAUAGAAAAGCAAGGACCGUAGAGCAGCAUAGAACACUAGGAGGGCAGACACAUAAACAGAAAUCAAGGACACAUACGAUAAGGAACUCUCAUUACCAGUGAUUGACAAACGUGCCAUCCAACUAGACCUGGGGCUAUUGCUGAAAACAGGAGCAUUACUCAGAAGCCCUGGGUCUGACUUCGUUUCUGGCCUGUAUGAUCCUCGGAAUAAAGACAGCGAUGUAACUUCUUCCUCUCCAAUAUGCAGGAAAGUAUUAAGGGAAGGUUCCCUUGAUUUCUCGUAACAUGAGGUUUCUUGAAGUAGGGAUGAUUCUUGCUCAGGUGGAUGCAGAUCCUCUUUAGCGGAUAGAGAUACCUGGUCACCCAAAUCAUUCUAUUUGUUGUUUGCGUGCUCAGCUUGAGGUAGUUCUUUAAGUGAUAUAGAAAAACUCUCAACUGAAGACACUUCUUCCUUAAAUACUUGCUGAAGUCUAGUUGGUUCUUCAAGUGAGGAACCUUCAUUACUAACCGGACUUUGUACUUCCUUAACGGAUGAAGAUACAGGGUUAGUUACUUCCUCAGCACGUUCUGAUAUGUAAUCUUUUCUUCCAAAAGGGACCUCCGAUAACAUUCUCAUAAUCUGAUCAAAUAAUUUUGUAGAGUCCAAUUCAGUAUUAGUCACGUCAUUCAAAGAUUGCUUAGUAGAAAAAUAUUCCACAUUAAGGCUCAGAGUGUCUGAUCCGUGUAAACACUCAGACCUAAAGACUCUAGAAUGGGAGGUAGCAUCAGUAUCAUUUACCUCAUCUGUGGUCUUGAGCAUGUGGUCAUCAUUAACUGUAGAAAGUUCCAUUUGUGGAGUUGCAUAAUAUGGGUUCUCUUUCUCUUUCUUGUCCUUCCUGCACUUCAGCCUUUGUGAGGCACAAGUCGUCUUCCUGAGGCAAAGGUGAAGUGACAGACAUCAUGGCAACUGAUGAGCCAUAGAAGGAGCUUCCUUCAGCAAGGGAACAGGUACCAGAUAUGUGAAUGCUACCUUCUUGUUUGGUUUCACUCAAUUAAUUUGGAGUUUGGUUAAGCGGCUGAUUGGAAGAAUCUUGGAUGCUUUGUUCAGGUACAAGUGUGGUAGUUUGUGUUUCCUCGCAGCAGAGAUUGUUCUACCAGAGCAUGUAAUUUGAAGAACAGUAUUAGACUUACAUAGAACUAUAGAGUCUUCGUCAGACUGUGGGUUCUGAACAAGCCCGGUCAUUUAGAUCCUUUUCUUGGGCUUGAUCCAUCACGAGUUUGUCACGUUGCACCAAGUCUGACUCUUUGUAUUCCACUUGAGGAUGACAGUCUUCUUUACUUGGUGACAACUCAUUUUUCACAGUUGCGGUUGUAAGAGGGGUGCCAAUCUUUGAACCCCCAAAGGCAGAAGGGUUAAAAUUGGAAUCAAACCUCUCCACAUCAAAGUCGUGAGCUGCCUUUGGCACAAUAACCUCCUCUUCCAUUGGUUGCUCUGAAGCCUUCACCUUAGGUUUUUCAGCAUUUUCAGACAGUGUUUUGGAAGAACUAACAAUUGGCCAAAGGCCCUCUCAAUGUGUUCCACAUUGUAGGCCCCGAGCUCAGAGGUCUGUACAGUGACCAUCUUUACUGUAAUCAGUUCUUUAGGCUGGGACACCCAGAGCAGCUCUCCAUCUCUCAUUAAGUUGUGUGGUGCUCACAGUGCAGACCAGGAUGGUCCAAAGAGGUGUGACGGCUGUGAUUUGUCUGCUUUGAGAUACACAGCCAGCGUCCGGAGAUCGGUCACCGCAGACCCGUUGUUUUGCAGGAUACGAUAGGAUAAAUCCGGCCCACCUCAGAAUAGAUUGCUGAGGCCGAGGGAUAGAUAAGGCAAAAAGCGGUGUUUAUUAGAGAGCGGAAAUUAGGCUUUAACAGUGCACAGAUGAGGAGAUCUCCAAAAAUGCGACCAUCUGUCAUGAAGGAUAGGCUCUGCCCCCUCGCAAAUACAUUUUUGUUAACCUGGAUAGGUCCCCUUAAAUGCCCCUAAAGUGGGUGGCCAGGCUGACUAGCAACUAAUGGUUCUAGUGUCCUGUCCUCUCCUUCGUCAUGAAAUCUGCCCCACAAAUUUACGUUGCUGUCCCAGCAAAGUCUGCUGGCAUCUAUGGGCUGCUUACUUAUUAGGCUGGAAGGGUUUGCAAAUAUUGGGCUUGGAAAGUAGAUCAACUACCAUGAAGGUUACUAAGAUUAGACCAACAUUUGGUCUGGUCACACCCACUAACUCACAUCAACACAAAAAUAGAUUGCAUGUUAAAAAAGGAUACAACGCAUGGUGCAUACUGUGUAUAUUACACAUUAAAAUGCAAUAUAGAAAAACAGCCAGAGAGAGUAGGGUUGCCCGGCCUUUACCUUUAUUUAAGCUAGGUCCCUCAAUCACUAACAAUAUAUGAAAGGGUUGUACACCACAAUGCGUUCUUGAAACAAUACUUCACCUUUCAUUUUUCUUUUAGAUGAAAGGAGAUCACCCACUGUUUAUCUUCAGCCUUGUCCCAUAAGCAUUAAAGACAAAUUCAAUAUUUCCUUAACUUGGAUUCCAAGUAAGUGUUUCCUGCAUUUUACUUGCUUUUUGUAAAUUAUUAUAGUAAUCUAGUGUUCACUAAGUCACAAUUUAGUGACAGGUUCUGAUGUUCUGAUGUUGCAGCUAUUGUUCUAGUAGACUGCAUAGAAACAUAGAAACAUAGAAUGUGACGGCAGAUAAGAACCAUUCGGCCCAUCUAGUCUGCCCAAUUUUCUAAAUACUUUCAUUAGUCCCUGGCCGUAUCUUAUAGCUAGGAUAGCCUUAUGCCUAUCCCACGCAUGCUUAAACUCCUUCACUGUGUUAACCUCUACCACUUCAGCUGGAAGGCUAUUCCAUGCAUCCACUACCCUCUCAGUAAAGUAAUACUUCCUGAUAUUAUUUGUAAACCUUUGCCCCUCUAAUUUUACUGACAAGAAAUUGUAGCCUUGGACGCCAGAGAUUGCUGCCUGUUGCGAGUACACAGUACAUUCUAUCACUAUCGCCCAAUUAACAUACAAUUUUAUAUUACUGCUAAUAUAAGCACUAACUAUUUUUGUUAGUCACAGAUUGCAUGUUUAAUUUUCUCUUUUCUUUAUACUAAACAGUUAGCAAACCUAAUUUCAGUCUAUGUCCUCUUGUUGUGGUAGUUUUUCUUCUUUUAAGUAUAGUCUCCUCCUUUACUGUGUUAAUUCCCUUUAUGUAGUUAAAUGUUUCUAUCAUAUCCCCCCGUCUCAUCUUUCCUCCAAGCUAUACAUGUUAAUAUUCUUUAACCUUUCCUUGUAAGUUUUAUCCUGCAAUCCAUGAACCAGUUUAGUAGCCCUUCUCUGAACCCUCUCUAAGGGAUCAAUAUCCUUCUGAAGAUACGGUCUCCAGCACUGCGUACAAUACUCCAAGUGAGGUCUCACCUGUGUUCUGUACAAUGGCAUGAGCACUUGUCUCUUUCUACUGAUUCAUGAUUCAUCCUUUGACUUUUGAGUAGUUUGACCAAAACCAGGUAUCAUUGAGGCACCCAUGAUCCCAGCCCCUGCUUCAUCAUUGCUAAUGUGAAAGUUAUAUCAAAUUUUAUAAUUUUUUAAAUCCAUUUUUGGAUGGGAUUAAUUAGCUAAGCAGGUUUGCUAACUGUUUAGUAUAAAGAAAAGAAAUUAAUUAACAUGCAUUCUGUGACAAACAAAAAUAGUUAGUGCUUAUAUUAGCAGUAAUAUAAAAUUGUAUAUUAAUUGGGGGAUAGUUAUAGUAUGUACUGUGUAUUCGCCACAGGCAGCAAUCUCUGGCGACCAAGGCUACAAUUUCUUGUCAGUAAAAUAAUUUUAAAAAUGAACUGGUCCAAAUCAUUGUUGUAUGGGGAUAGUACAGCUUUAUGCCUGCAACAUUUGAUAUUUAGUAAAAGCUCUACACUUGUGAGUGUAACUCCCAUUACUUAGCACUAUAGUCACUUUAUGUUACGUAUACUGCACUAUUGGAUAUUAUUCUUGUCUUUACUUUUAUUUCAUUGUAACCUAUGGGAGAGAACAUGCCUUCACCCAUACCCAUUAGUGGGGAUUGCACACUACGAUGUCACUAUCAGAGCUUGUAUGAUAACUCUAUUACAUGUGAGUGAACACUUAUGCAUUUUAUGUUGUUUGUUAUCCACUCAGUGUAUUAAAUACUACGUCGUCAGUAUCCACUUCAGUUUUUUUUAAAUUUUUGCAAUUGCACAUUAUGAGGAUAGAUUCAACCGCAUAAGAUUUGAGGUCAUCAGAAGAACACUGGGGGUAUUGAUACAUUUUUUAAAUUUAUAUUUUAAUUCCAGUCUGCCUGUUGUUUUCAUAUAUUAAUGAUUUGUCUAUUACGCUUAGUUACUUAUUUAGGCACGACCUGUUUUCCUGUUUCUUUUCAUGCUGUUUCAUUUUGUUGGGACGUAGAGGGAUCCUUUUUCUCAUUUUAUGCUCAAUUUGGUAUAUCGACUUUACUACUUUUCAGUACUUAUCCAUAGCCUGUAUAUCAAGUAUUAAACUAUGUAGUAAUAUUUUGGGGGGAAGAUCGGCAAACUGGCAAUCAAACACUAGUUUGUGGUGAAUUUAGUUGCACAAAAAUAUCCAACCUAACUUUUCUGACAUCCAAAAUUAUUUAAUUCAAUUCAAACUAGCCAAUACAUUUUAAUUUUAAGCAAGAUUAGCUAGAUAGUUGAGCUGAAGAAUUGUUCUUACUUAGCUAUUUUAACCUAUAAUAAAUGUAUUGUGUAUUGUGUGUAGAUCCCCAUUGUAAAUCAAAGGCAGAAUAAGUUAGCACCAUACAAUUCUUUAUAAUACUAAUAAUGCCCACUGCCCAAAGUCCUGGAGGGAACCCGUCUUACACAUGAAAAGGGCUGUACAAUUGUAUUAACCCUAGGUUUAACUGUCUAGUGGUUAAAAAAAUAAUAUAGAUCACAUCAAGGUGUUAUGUGUUCAUACAUGUACAUUUUAAAUUACAGCAAUGGAUUUACACAGAUUUUCAGUUGAUGUUAAUAUCUGGCAUCAAUCAAUGAAAGUUUCCGAGACAACAACGGUCUUUUGCUCAGGAGAUUAUGAUGAGUAUGAUUUUUGUGGACAAUUAAAAGGAGGUAGGUAGACUGUACACAUAACCAUGUGUUAUUUUUAGUCUGUCGUUUGGGCUAUUUAUCCAAUAACAAACCUUAGCAUAAAAAGAGUUAUUCUAUAAUAUAAAGUACGUUCAAAACUAUAUAACAAGUGAAUCCACUUUUUAUUUUAGGAAUGCAAAUUGAAAAUACAAUGCCAUCAGAAUUCAAAACCUUAGGACCGUACCUCUCAACAUUGGGAGUUUUGGGAGGUGGGUUGGGUGGAUGGUCCUUCAUUGGGGUGUUGCCAGUGAUGAAAGUUGCACCCUGGUAGGACCCACUGAAAGAAGCUUGAGCCUCCAUGAUCAGGAUGACCAGACGGUUUUACCGGGAUAGUUCAGUUUUUGACGAUGUGUCCCAGCAUCGCAAACCUCUUUUUAGGAUGCAUAAAUAUCCCAGUUUUUGGUCGAUAGGCAGCAUAGGACCCGUUUGAUCGUUGGAGGGGAGCACACUGCACAGUGCUCCCCUCCUGCUGGUCUCAGCAUUUAGAGUGCUUGAGUCAUUGACUGCGGUAGAGGAGCUUCUGUAACCUCUAUCCAUUCUCAUAUGAAGGGCUCACAGAGAGCACUGAAUUGCUUCAUGUCAGACCGGGGAGAGACUACAGAAGCUCUUCUACCACGUUCUGUGUGGUUCAAGAGGGAGAUGAGCGUGCAUCAGUGGGGGAGAGACCUUAAAGCUGAGUUGGGGGGGGCAAAAUAAAUGAGGGGCUGGGGACAAAAGAGACAGACAGGGGCUUGGAGGGCAAAAGAGACAGACAGAGGCUUGGGGGGACACAAAGAGACACAGAGGGGAUGGGAAGUUGAGAAAGAGAUACAUAGAGGCUGGGAAGGGGAGAAUGAUACACACAAAAGGGGCUGGUAUUAUAAAUAGACAUACAGAGUGGCUGGUGGGACAAAGACACAGAGAGUCUGGGGAAGGGGCAAAAAAGAUGGACAGUGUCUAUGGAAGAGGCAUAAGACAGGGGCUGGGGGGAUACAAUGAGAAACAGAGGGGCUGGGAGGAGAAAGAGACAAUGUCCUGGAGACACAGAGGGGCUGGAAAGGGGAGAAAGAGACACACAAAAGUUGCAGGGGGCAAAAACAUAGUGGGGCUGGGGAGACACUGAACUUUCUUUAUAGAGAUGCAUUGAUUCAAUACAUCUCUAUGAGGAGAUACUGGUCAGGGCAAUGUUUGGCUCCCCCUCUGGCCCACCUCCUUGACUGAGAUAAUCAGAAUUGGGAUGAAAUACAUCUAGUAGGAUGCACAAUAACACAUUAUUGUUUACUUACUUUUUGCAAGCAAUCAUGAAUGGUAAGUACUAUUUGCCCACUGCCAGCAAAAAAACAACAACCCCUUAAUGGUGUGAGGGUUAAGUUCUGUGGUGGCGGGCCAGCUAUUGCUAGUAGGUCACCAUUCUGAAAGAUAAACUACUAAAGUGAGCAGCCAGCUUUUGCUGUUCAGUCUCUAAAAAAGUGUUAAACUACCACUGCCCCCACCCCCCAAAACUAACCAGUUAGAGCUUUCACAUUUCAAAAUGUGGGAAGGCCUUUAUAAAGUGGUUAAUAACCAGGCUAAUUUAUAAAAGUGUCAAUUUCUAUUGAUAUUUUAAGUUUUUAUAAAAAAAGGAGGACACACUCUUCACACACAUAAAGCUUUUCAGCAAGCUAAAGUGCUUUAGGGGUCUGGAGUGUCCCUUGAAGUAAACAGAGUAUUAAAAUUUGUGAGAAGUUACAUGUCCCCCAUACAGAUUGUACGUGCUCUCGUAGACAUUCCAGAAAUCGACAAGAACUCUAUUGUUAAUGGUUAAUCCUUUGUAACCCAGUGAAGCACAUCCUAUGAAAAUAAGAUUCCCCCUGGACCCUAGCCUGCCCCCCUCCCCUACUCCUUGGCAUGCAAUCACAACAUCCACCCCAACAUCCACACAUCCCAACAUCUGCACCAGAAAGAGCUCUGGUGCAAGAAUUUUAUUGGGCCUCCCUAUUACAGGGUUGGACAAAAGGUACAACUCUAUCUGUCGUGCAAAUCCAACAAUGCUUUGACAGCUGUUUUCCAAUUUCCUAUGUUUGCAGGGUUGUUUUUAGCACUGAGCUGUGUAUAGUGCCCUGAGGGUGCCCCCACCCUCAGGGUCCCCCUUCUGCCGGGCUGUGGGGGGAGGAAUGGGUUAAACUUACCUCUUUCUCCAGCGCCGGGCGGGGAGCUCUCCUCCUUCUCUCCGCUUCCUCUCCUCCUCUUCGGCUGAAUGCGCAUGCGUGGCAGGAGCUGCGCGCGCAUUCGGCCAGUCACAUAGGAAAGCAUUCAUAAUGCUUUCCUAUGGACGCUGGCGUCUUCUCACUGUGAAAAUCACAGUGAGAAGCGCGGAAGCCCUCUAGUAGCUGUCAAUGAGACAGCCACUAGAGGCUGGAUUAACCCAUAGGUAAACAUAGCAGUUUCUCUGAAACUGCUAUGUUUAUAGAAAAAAGGGUUAAACCUAGCUGGACCAGGCACCCAGACCACCCCACUAAGCUGAAGUGGUCUGGGUGCCUAUAGUGGUCCUUUAAGAAUUGCAGGUGUUAUAAAGAAUGCUAUUUUUUUCAAGUCCAGGAUGUUUAUAAAAAGAUAGCGAAAAGCUGGUGUCAGGUGCAAGAACACAAGAACAGAAAAAUAUUGUAUGUUUAAAAAAAUGUGAGUUUAACUCUUUCAAAGCAUGAGUAUCUUGUAUUAUAAUCAGGCCUACUGACCAUUUGGCCUUUCAAGCUAUGUAUAUAGUAAUACUUUAGCUCCAUAAUAAGAAAUACAGAAGUAUAAAACAGGACAUGAGACUGAUGCCCUGUAACAUAAUAUAUAUAGCUCUGUAUGUCUAGGGGAAUAUUCACUAUACACAUACUGACACACACACACACGCACAUAUACAGACAUAAUGACACACACACACAGACACAUACACUGAUAGAUAUAUUGUCACACACACAGGCACAUACACUGACAGACAUGCUGACACACAGAGAUACAUACACUGACAGACAAAGCCACACAGACACAUACACUGAUAGACGUACUGACACACACUGACAGACAUACUGACACACAAGCACAGGGACAUAUACAGACAUACUGACACACACACAGAUACAUACACAGAUAGACAUACUUGACAGACAUUCUGACACAGACACAUACACUGAUAGACAUGCUAACAGACAUACUGACACACACACACACACACACACACACAGGCACAUAUACAGAAAUACUGGCACACAUAGAUACUUGCACUGAUAGACAUGCUGACACACACACUGACAGACAUACUGACACACACACAGGCACAUACAACAACAGACAUACUGACACACACACAUACAUCCACUUACACUGACAGAAAUACUGACACACACACAGGCACAUACACUGAAAGACAUACUGACACACAAACAGACAUACUGACACAGAUGCAUACACUGACAGACAUACUGAUAUACACACAUACAUACUGACACACACACAGAAAUACACAUAGACAGACAUACUGACACACGUAAAACUUACAUCUUGAAACCCACCCUCCAGUUUUUUACCUUUUGCUUAUCUUUACUCCAGUGUGUUCCAGUGGGGCCCACGUGGCAGCUGCCUUGGGCCCCUCAUAAGUAAAUGGGCCUGGGGCAGCUGCCCUGUUUGCCCCACGUUAAAGACGUCCCUGACACCAUGACAGUAUAAUUUAGAGUGCACAAUGAGCGAACAGCUAAAAAUUUAAAAGUCAUGGGGCACUCAUUCUAGUUCCCACUGCCACACAACACACAAUACAAUAACGGAAAUAAACAACACUGAAUAGAAAUCUACUUUUGUAUAAAGAAAGACUCCCUUAGUUGUAGGUAAAUACGUAUAGCAUACUAAUUUGCAAAAGUAUACAAGUGGAUCCAUAAUGUUUGACAUUUAACUUUUACAGCUAUAUUAGAUUUGCAGCUCUGUUGAAGGAUUAUUAUUAAUGGGUUGAUGAAGUGCACUUGGUUCGUUGUCAAGGGAUGACUGUACAGUUUGUUUUUUUUAACUAUAAGGAGAAAACAAACUAAAGAGUUCAUUAGGGACAUACAUAUUAUCACUUUCUGUUAGAUGUUAUUACACUAAUUUAACAACCAUAAUAGAAAUGUAAAAUAGAAGAUAAAAAUAAAUUAAAUGAUCCCCAAAAAUUCUAUUGAGUCUUAGUUCAGUGAGCCCAGAGGUGGCAGAAAAUGUUUUGUGUGGUAGAAAAGUUUUUCCAUAAAGUCUAGUUUAUUGAAACAUUAUCAAAAUAUCCUAUUGAGGUUAAUUUUAAUAGUCUGAGAGAAUCUGCAUUGGUGUUUGAAAGGAGAAUGUUUUAUGAUGUUGCCAAUAUGGAAGUUGUGUUUAGAGAUGAACAGUAGCUUUUCAUAUUUAUAUAUAAAAAGAUAGUUUAUCAGCCUUACAAGUUAAAAAAAACAAAACCUGUUCUUAUUAAAUUUGAAAAUUACUACAUGUCCCACAAAGCUCAGCAAAAUGUUAUACUUGACAAUCUCCACUUGUACGUGGAUAAUCAAUACAUUGUAUACAAUAACUGAAUGUGAUACAUGCAUGUACCAUGAACAAUACCCUCCCUACUUUCUUUCUGUACCCCCAACCCGACAAUGUACUCUAUCUAAAAUUCAAAAUAAAGAAUUUAUAAAAAUGUUAUACUUGAGAUAGAAUUUUGCUUACUUUCUGGCUUCCCUGUAAAUCUAGAGAGCUUGAGGUCAGUCAGGUAAUAUUUUGAUUGUCUCUAAUUAUUCUUAAAGCAUCCCAGCAUAAUGAGUGUAGUGUAAACAUAAUUUUAUGCAGGUGAUUUUUUGAUAGCUCUACUGUGAUUUUAUAUGAUGUUUAAAGUCUAUUGUCAUCUUGUCAUCUGUUUAUUUCCACCUAUUAAAUUGUUUCUUUAGCCCUGUUAUUUGUAAAACCAGAUGUAAAGGAUUUUAUUAUUUCUGUUUUUGUUGUUUGAUUGUGAAUUAAUAUUAACAUAUUUUGUUUAUGAUUUCGUAUAAAGCUGGCUUAAAAGAAUUAAAGAUCAGGAUACUGUGAAUUAUAUGAAUUGGUGAUCAAGUUAUAACUUCCGCUGAUGAUUGAUGUUUGUCUUUUGCCCAAAACGCUUUUUCUAAUUCUUUAUGUUAAUCUAUGAUUGAUGUUUAUUUGAUAUAAGUAUGGAAAUGAUCUGAUUCAACAUUUCAAAUAGUGUAUUCCUGUUGAGAAAAUAGUCUCUGUAUAUUUGAAAUCUGUGUCUGCAGGUCAGAUUGAAAAUAUGCAAUAUAUUUGACACUAUAGUCAACAAAACAACUUAAUGAAGCCACGUUACUUUGUUUAUGCAGCCCUAUGCACAACUUACUGUCACGUAUUCAUCUGCUUAUAAAAAUGUGGUUUAUGACAUUUACUGUCCACACAGGAAAAGUUGUGCCGAGCAGCAACCUAAUCCACAGAAGGGUUAAUGCUGAGCAGCAAUUAUGCAAACGGGAACCUGGUAACUGCCUUUGGGGUCAAAGGCCGGUUACAGCCUAUCAGAUCUAGAGGAGGGGUAUUUAGGCCCAGUUCUCAUCCUGCUCAGUGCCCUGUCGUGGUUUCCCUUGUUGUUGUCCGAGAGCGCGUUAUUUAUUCUUGUUAUUCUGGUUAUUUGACUCUGGCAUUGUUUUUGACUUCCCUGUUUUCUGGCAUCCCUGAAAACUGGCUUUUCCUUAUCGUUGUGUCUCUUUCUGUAUUCCUUGACCUCGGCUAUUCCUGACUAUUCUUUGGUACGUUAGUCCGGCUAUUCCAAGGUCCGGUAUACGUUACCUAUCAGUCCUCUGUGUUACACAAUUCUACGUGCUGGAUCAUACUGUAAUCCUGACAUUACGACAGGGCCAUAGAUCCUGUAGAAUUGUGUAAGCACAUAGCUGCUUGCGAAAGGAAGCUGGAGGAAAAUGAUCAUCGCAUGGAUCAAUUUGUCCAGGCCUUCAGUACGCUUCUUACUCGAACAGCGCAUCUGCAACCUGUGGCCUCACCUCCACCUUAUGUACCUCCACCUAUAGUACACAAGGCACCUUCUAUCUCCCUAUCUCCUCCCCUGCAUUUUGAUGGUAAUAUUCAAGAAUGCAGGGGAUUCCUUAACCAAAUGGAGUAUCAUUUUGAGGCCUCACCAGGAUCUUUUCCCACAGACAGAGCUAAAAUUGGUUACCUGAUGAAUCAGUUAAAAGGUAAAGCUUUAGCUUGGGCCAGUCCAUUAUGGGAGAGUAAUAGGAGUGUGGCACACAAUUACCAGGAGUUUCUUACGGAAUUUAAACUUACAUUUGAACCUUUAGGCAGGGAGGACGACGCCUCCACUGCUCUGAUGCACAUCAGACAAGGGAACCGGUCUAUCUUGGAUUAUGCCAUAGAAUUUCGUACCCUGGUCUCUGAGGUAGACUGGGCUAAUCUCUGCUUUUAAAAAGGGACUAUCUGACACUAUGCUAGAUGAGAUUGCUGCUAAAGAUCUACUUAACGAGUUCAUCACAUUUGUUAUGCAAAUUGAUAAUAGAUUAAGAAUCAGAGAGAAUACUAGAAAUAAGACCAGGCGUAUGACUAUGCCUUUAACACCCCGUCUCAUCGAACCUGUUGUUCCUGACCUUCCUAUACAGUCCGAACCUGAACCCAUGCAGUUGGGGGUCACUAGACUGUCAGAGGUCGAGAAACAAUAUAGGAGAAAUAAAGGUUUAGUAAUGGACAUAUGAGAGACAUUUGUCCGAAGAAACUACCGCACCUAAGUGCCUUAAGGAGACAGGUCUUAGGUUUAAUGGAGACGUCCUCUGAAAAGAAUAAAUAUAGACUUCUCAUUGAUAUUUCGAUUAUUCUUGACAAAAAGCACUUUUCAUGCAAAGCCCUGAUGGACUCUGGGGCUGCUGGAAAUUUCACUUUAUCCAAUUUGUCAAGGAUAAUACUAUACCUAUCAAGGAGAGAGUAUCACCCCUAGCCGUUGAAGCUAUUGAUGGGAGACCACUCUCACAACCAUUAAUAAAGCAUGAAACCUUACCCAUAAAUAUUUCCAUUGGUGCCUUACAUAAGGAAGAGAUUAUAUUUCAGGUGAUUGCAUCUCCUUCUUGUCCUAUCAUAUUAGGAUUACCAUGGCUUAGCAAGCAUAACCCUCAUAUUGACUGGGCUAAUGGGGAAAUAUUAGAAUGGGGUAAGGAGUGUAAUGAAAGGUGUAUAUUGCAUGUCACCAAAAGAGUGGGCACUAUCGAAUUACCCACUAGUACACCUCAAAAUCCUGAGAUUCCUAUACAAUACCGUGACAUUAAAGAAGUAUUCAGCAAGACUCAGUCUAAUACUCUAUCUCCUCAUAGACCAUAUGACUGUUCCAUUAACUUACUACCCAGCGCUAUGCCACCUAAUGGAGCAGUCUAAGCUCUAUCUUCUCAGGAGAGUAGUGUAAUGGAGGAAUAUAUUAAGGAUUCAAUGAAUAAAGGCCAUAUACGAAAAUCAUCCUCGCCUGCUGGUGCAGGAUUCUUUUUUGUAUCUAAAAAGGAUGGUGAGUUGCGCCCAUGUAUCGAUUACAAGGCAUUGAACAAAAUCACCAUUAAAAACGCCUACCCCAUUCCUCUUAUUGCUGAAUUAUUUGACAGACUCCAGGGUGUUAAAGUGUUUACUAAGCUUGACCUUAGAAGUGCUUGCAAUUUAGUGAGAAUCAAGGAAAACCGCGAGUGGAAGACUGCAUUUAAUACCAGAAGUGGACAUUAUCAAUAUCUAGUGAUGCCAUUCGGGUUUUGCAAUACUCCAGCGGUUUUCCAAGAUUUCAUUAACAAUGUACUCAGGGAUUAUAUUUACUCGUUUGUCUUGGUCUAUCUGGAUGAUAUCCUUAUUUAUUCUCCUGACCUCCAGUCUCACUACGAUCAUGUUAAACAAGUUCUGCAAACCUUGUUAAAAUACCAACUUUAUUGUAAAUUGGAAAAAUUUAUCUUUGACCAGUCUGAAGUACAGUUUUUAGAAUAUGAUAUUUCUGCCUCAGGGUUUCAGAUGGAUCCUAAAAAAAUAGAGUCUGUUCUACAGUGGCCUUUACCAACUGGUUUGAAAGCCAUUCAAAGGUUCAUUGGUUUUGCCAAUUAUUACAGAAGAUUUAUAAAGGGAUUUUCCUCAGUAAUAGCCCCCAUCACCAAUAUGACAUGCAAGGGGGCUAGUAGUAUGAUAUGGUCUAAGGAGGCUAUUGAAGCCUUUGAAACUGUCAAACAGCAGUUUGCCUCCGCCGACAUAUUGAUACAUCCUGACACCAGUAAGCCUUUCAUACUGGAGGUUGAUGCUUCAGAGACAGGGGUAGGGGCAGUUCUCGCCCAGAGGGAGAGCCAGGAAACUCUGUUAUAUCCUUGUGGUUACUUUUCUAGAAAGUUGUCUCCUGCUGAGCGCAAUUACGAUAUUGGCAAUAGAGAAUUGUUGGCCAUUAUUCUAGCUCUCAAGGAGUGGCGACACCUUUAAAAGGUUCCAAGGACCCCCUUUUGAUCAUUACUGAUCACAAAAACCUGGCUUACAUAGGAGAUGCUAAAUGAUUAUCUUCCAGACAAGCUAGGUGGUCUCUAUUUCUUUCUCGCUUUAAUUUUCUUAUAACUUACAGACCUGGUUCUAAAAAUGUCAAGGCCGACGCCUUGUCCAAUCAGUUUGAUACUGAGGCUAUACUAGAGCAAGAAACAUUCCAUAUCAUUCCCACGGAAUGUAUCAUUGCAUACACUGUCCUUUCAUUGUCCUCUCCACUGCUUGGCUCCAUCAUGGAGGCUCAGUCUCAGGCCCCCUGCGGUAAACCUCAGGACAAACUGUUCAUUCCAUUGGGGGAGAGGGUUAAUAUCAUGAAGGUGUUUCACGACAAUGUGUCUGCUGGUCACCCAGGUAUUAAUAAAUCCACUUCUGCUAGUCAUGAGGUCAUUCUGGUGGGAUUCCCUCAGGAGGGAUGUUAAGAAAUAUGUGCAGGCUUGUUCUGUUUGUGCGGUUUCCAAAGUGCCUCAUAAACUCUCUUGUGGCUUGUUACAACCUGUUCCUAUUCCUGAGGUCCCAUGGUCCCACUUGUCCAUGGACUUCAUUGUUGAACUUCCUAGUUCUAACAGUUAUACCACCAUUCUCAUGGUUGUGGACCGUUUUUCUAAAAUGGCUAAUUUUAUUUCUCUUAAGAAAUUGCAGUCAUCUCAAGACCUGGUACUAAUCUUUAUAUGAGAAAUUGUCCGUCUGCAUGGCAUUCCUCACAAUAUAGUAUCUGACAGAGGUUCUCAGUGUGUGUCCCGGUUUUGGAGGGCCUUCAAUAAACAAUUAGGGAUUGAAUUGUCUUUUUCGUCCUCUUACCAUCCCCAGACCAAUGGUACAGCUGAGAGGGCUAACCAGUCCUUGGAAUUGUAUUUGCGUUGUUUCGUUAAUAGCACUCAAGACAAUUGGUCCGAAUUACUACCAUGGGCCGAGUUUGCUAGGAACAAUGCUGACCAUGACUCCUCUGGGCAUAGUCCAUUUUUUGUUAAUAAUGGCCGGCAUCCUACUGUCUUACCGGCUAUUUUUUCUGAUACGGCUAUUCCUGCUUUGGAUGACCGUCUGGCUUCCAAAGUUCAAUCUGCUCUGGGAACUGCUGCUAACCGUUUCAAGCAUCAUGCUGAUACACGUCGAGGUGCCAACCCUGUUUACCAAGUGGGUGAGAGGGUUUGGUUAUCUUCUCGUAACAUCAGGCUCAAAGUCCCUAGCAUGAAAUUUGCUCCUAGGUUCCUUGGACCUUUUCGUGUCCUUCGUAGGAUCAAUCCUGUUGCGUACUUUCUGGCCCUUCCGGCCUCCUUGAAAAUUCCUAGUACCUUUCAUGUGUCCUUACUCAAACCUAUUGUGUGCAAUAAAUAUACUGUCUCAAGUGUCCCUCCUCCUCCCUUAGUUGUUUCUGGACAGGAAGGGUAUGAGGUCUCCUCCAUAAUCGAUUCCAGGUUUUCUCGGGGCACUUUACAGUACUUGGUGGAUUGGAAAGGUUAUGGACCAGCCGAUCGUUCUUGGGUUCCGGCAUCUGAUAUACAUGCUGGCCGCAUAAUUCGCUAUUUUCACAUCAAACUUCCUCUCAAGCAUGGUCCUGCCCGCCCGGUGGGCGUUCUUCAGGUGGGGAGUAAUGUCACGUAUUCAUCCGCUUAUAAAAAUGUGGUUAAUGGCAUUUACUGUCCACACAGGAAAAGUUGGGCCGAACAGCAACCUAAUCCACAGAAGGGUUAAUGCUGAGCAGCAAUUAUGCAAAUGGAAACCUGGUAACUGACUUUGGGGUCAAAGGCCGGUUACAGCCUAUCAGAUCUAGAGGAGGGGUAUUUAGGCCCAGUUCUCAUCCUACUCAGUGCCCUGUCGUGGUUUCCCUUGUGGUUGUCCGAGAGACCGUUAUUUGACUUUGGCAUUGUUUUUGACUUCCCUGAUUUCUGGUAUCCCUGACUCCUAGCUUUUCCUUAUCGUUGUGUCUCUUUCUGUAUCCCUUGACCUCGGCUAUUCCUGACUAUUCUUUGGUACGUUAGUCCAGCCAUUCUAAGGUCCGGUAUACAUUACCUAUCAGUCCUCUGUGUUACACAAUUCUACGUGCUGGAUCAUACUGUAAUCCUGACACUUACACAGCCUUCCUAAAUACUUCAUGUAAAGAGCCAUCUAAUGUUUACACUUCCUUUACUUCAAAUUCUGUUAAAUUUAAAAUUUCUUAUUUCAUCCUCUGUUGAUAGUUUGCUAGACACUGCAUUAGCCUCCUGUAUGUAAUUAAAGUUCAAAUAAGAGAGCAGGAGAUAAAAACCCAAGUUACAUCUAAUUGAAAAUGAAACCAUUUUGUUUUCAUGCAGGGAUAUUGGUCACAGCCAGGAGAGGUGUGGCUAGGGAUGCAUAAACAGAAACUAAAGUGAUUUAACUCCUAAAUGACAGUGAAUUAACCCCUUAAAACUGGAGAGCAUACUAUAACGCCCUAUUCUAAGUGGCUCUAAACGCCGCAGGGCGUAAUAGUACGCCCUCUGGUUUUCUUACUUACCCGGUCGCCUGCGAUUCCACGCCGGCGAUCGCGGUUGGGGAGACUCACCUGGGAUCCCAGGGAGUCCCCCGCGGCGGAUCCUGCCUCCUCCGGCCCCCCCGGCCAUGUGAGAGCGAGGUCCUUGCGAAGACCUCACAAUCACAUGGCCAGGUUAGCUGGCUGCUGCAUUGCCAGCAGGGGGACUGCCUGUAAUGACAGUUAGUCCCCCUGCUGGCUGAAUUCAAAUAAAAUAAAGUUAAAGUCAGUAUAAUUUUUUUUAUAUACUUAGAUCAUAUAUAUAUAUAUAUAUAUAUAUAUAUGCAAUAUAUAUAUGAUCUAAGUAUACAUAUAUAUACACAUAUACAUACACAUAUAGAUACAUAUACAUAUCUAGCUAUAUAUAAAAUACAAAUAACCGCAAAUAUAUAUAUAUAGAUAAAUACAUAUAAUUACAUAAAAGAUUACAUUAGUUUACACGUAGAAUUUAAAUACCCAUAAAUGCAUAUAUAUUAAAAUUCUACGUGUAUAUUUAAGUAAUCUUUUAACAUAAUUAUGUGAUUUGAUUAAUUAAUAUUUGAUUGACAUGCCUGACAACACAGGGAGAAAGUGCAGAGAAUUUAAUUCACAAGCACUAUAUUUGACCCUGUAAAUCUCCAAGACACCAUAAAACCUAUACAUAGGGGGUACUGUUUUACUCGGGAGACUUCGCUGAACUCAAAUAUUAGUGUUUAAAAAUGAUAAAUUGUUAUACAACGAUGAUAUUUUAAGUAAAAGUGAAGUUUUUUGCAUUUUUUACAAACGAACGGCACUUUUAUGGACUAUAUUAUUGUUGUAAUAUGUUUUACUGUUUUAAAACACUAAUAUUUGUGUUUAGUGAAGUCUCCCGAGAAUAACAGUACCCCCCAUGUACAGGUUUUAUAGUGUUUUUGAGGGGGGGAGGGGAGCUGUUGUAUUCGUGAGACAUCGCUGAUUACAAAUAUGUGCAUUUUUUUGCAGUAAUACCUAUCAGUAUUAUGACAUUAACAGCUAAAAUGUCAGAUGGAAAUAAAAAUUAAAAAAAAAAAUCUUAUUUUCUCACAUUUUUUUAAAUUUUAUUCAUAAUAAAUUAUGUUCCAUAUAUGAAUAGUUAAUGAUAAAUUAAAGCCCUGUUUCUCCUGAACAGAAUGAUAUAUAAUAAGUGUGGGUGCACUUAAUGUGACAGCGGUGAAUUACGGUUGAACAGACACAGUGCAAAUUCCAGUUUUUGUUUACGUUUUGCUUUGAUCAGAACAUGUACUAUUGACUCCGUCCUGAAGGGGUUAACUAAAUUGUCAUUAUCCAGAUUUCAUCAUCUACUAUAGAAAUAAUAUUCUCAAAUGUUUGAAGCAAUUUUCUUUGUUACAUAUGGUAACUGAUUAUGUUACUUUUUAAUUGUUUUUCUAUGAAUAAGUUCUAUUUUUAAGUAAUAUAGUUGUGUGUUCUAUUGUGUUGGAUUAUAAAAUUAGGUUGAGGUGGUCUAGCUUAGAGUUGAGUGAACCCGAACUGUAAAGUUCAGGUUCGUACCGAACAUUAAGAUUUUUGGCACCCGGAGCCGAACACGGACAUUUCAGUGUAUGUUCGGGUUCGAGUUCGGUGUUAGGCGAUUUAAUGACGCGUUUUGAAAAGCUGCAGGGCAGCUAAUCAACAAGCAUUUGACUUGUGUGCCCUUAGAAGCCAUCACAGCCAUGCCUACUGAGCGGCGGGUGGGGCCCUAAAUAUCAAUAAGGGAGGGGACCUAUUGUUCUCCCCCCCGGCCCUCACACCUGAACGGCAGGUGGGGGGCCCUAAAUAUCAAUAACAGGGGGGGACCUAUUGUCCACCCCCCCCACUCCCCUUCCCUGAGCGGCGGGUGGGGGCCCUAAAUAUCAAUAAGGGGGGGACCUAUUGUACUCCCCCCAAGCCCCCACCCCUGAGCGGCGGGUGGGGGCCCUAAAUAUCAAUUGGGGGGGACAUAUUGUCCUCCCCCCGGCCCCCACCCUUGAGCGGCGGGUGGGGGCCCUAAAUAAAAAUGUAACUCCCCCGUUCCAAAAAAAUAUAACCUCUACCUACCCCCUCAUCCUAAAAAUAAUGAGGGGGGAACCUUAUCUAAGUACCUGUAAAAAAAAAUAAUAAUAAACUUACCAUUUGAUGUCUUCUUUCUUCUAAAAUCUUCUUUUUUCUUUGUUCUUUGGAAUUUUCCCACGCUGUAUAAUUUGACUCAUAACUCUCUGAUUGGUUACUUUCAAUCCACCAAUCAGAGUGUUGUUAUGAGUCAAAUUACACAGCGUGGGAAAAUUCCAAAGAACUUUCCCACGCUGUGCAAAAUGACACAGAGCACUCUGAUUGGUGGAUUUCAAGCUAACCAAUCAGAGUGCUGUGACAUCUACCUGUAAGAGCACUCUGAUUGGAUGGCUCAAACCCACCAAUCAGAGUGCUCUGAGCCUAAUUGCAGGGUGGGGUAAGGCUUUAUAAGCCUUCCCCCGCCCCGCAGAGCUCAGUCUGCGCGGAGCCCUCCAUGGGUGAAAUUUUUUGUUUUGUUUGUUUUUUAAAGUGCGUCGGUUAUUAUGGAUUUUUAUUUGGCCUUUUUUGGGGCUGAAAAAAUAAGAUUUUAGAAGAAAGAAGACAUCAAAUGGUAAGUUUAUUUAUUUAUUUUUUUACAGUUAUUUAGCUUAUGGUCCCCCCUCAUUAUUUUUAGGAUGAGGGGGGUAGGUAGGGUUUUUUGGGGGGAUGGGGUGACGGGGGGGUUUACAUUUUUAUUUAGGGCCCCCACCCACGGCCCAGGGGUGGGGGCCAGGGGGGAGGACAAUAGGUCCCCCCCCUUAUUCUAAUUUAAGGCCCCCACCCGCCUCUCAGGGGUGGGGGCCGGGGGGGGGAGGACAGUAGGUCCCCCCCUCAUUGUUAUGUAGGGCCCCAAACCGCUGCGCAGGGGUGGGGGCCGGGGGGAGGACUGUACGUCCCCCCCUCAUUCUUAUUUAGGGCCCCCACCCACCGCUCAGGGGUGGGGGCAAGGGGGGAGGACAGUAGGUCCCCCCCUCAUUGUUAUGUAGGGCCCCCAACCGCUGCGCAGGGGUGGGGGCUGGGGGGAGGACAGUAGGUCCCCCCCUCAUUGUUAUGUAGGGCCCCCACCCACCGCUCAGGGGUGGGGGCCGGGGAGGGAGUACAGUAGGUCCCCCCCCAUUGUAAUGUAGGGCCCCCAUCUGCCGCUAAGGGUGGGGUCCGGGGGGAAGGACAAUAGGUCCCCCCCUUAUUUUACUUUAGGGCCCCCACCCGACGUUCAGGGGUGGGGGAUAAUAGGUUUUUUACUUUUUAAUUUUUUUUACAGUGAGCAGCCACUGGCCGCUCACUGUUUACUAGACACGCCACUACUCGAAGUAUAGCGAGUAGGGCCUGAAUUUACUAAUACUAAGUAAUAUUUACUUAGUAUUAGUAAAUGUGGCUGAAAGACCAAUUUAGGUCUUUUAGUAGAUAGCUCCCUAAUACCGUGGGAAUUAGAAAGUUAUCUACUAAGCGGCUGCUUAUUUUAAGUUAUUUUAAGUGAUUUCCCUAUCCACAUUUGUUUACAGGGCACUUGUCAUACUCUUGCCCCCAUUAUACUUCCUUUUGCAGCCCUCUAGCCCUUUCCAGGACUUUUUUAGAGCCAUUUUUGUGCCCAAAAGACGGGUCCCCAUUGACUUCAAUGGGGUUCGGGUUCGGGGUCAAGUUCGGGGUCAAGUUCGAUCCCGAACCCUGACUUUUUUUCGAAGUUCGGUCAAACCCGCCGGACCCGAACAUCCAGGUGUCCGCUCAACUCUAGUCUAGCUGAAAUUGUUAAAAGAUUAUUUUCAGUUGAUAUGUUAAGGCUUUGUGCUUUGUUCACCCGCAUGUUGAUUUUCAUUUGUAUUACCUCUGCUGGACAUUCAUCCAGUGCACUUCUACCACUUCUGUAAUUGUCUGUCCAGUAUAAUACAAGUAUGAGUCAUAUGAGAAUGGAAUAUUCAAUUAUGCUGUUUAUUAUGAUUGAUAAAUAAUAUAUAGUUAUGACCCAAACCAAGUAAACAGGUGUGUUGUGUAUUUCCAUGAUUGAAUUUUUGUUGUGUGGCAGUUGGAACUAGAACGAGUGCUACAUUACUUUUAUGUGUUUGGCUGUUCGCUGAUUGUGCACUCUAUAUUAUAUAGUCAUGGUGUAUUGAUGUGCCAUAAUAAGAUGUAUUAAUCACAUACCCCAUUUAUAUCCAACAUUAUAUUAUCCUAAUGACUUAAAUCCUUUGCACCACUUUUCAGAACAAAAUAAUCUUAAUACACAAUGCAUAAUUAUCCACCAUAAAUAUCGUGGUGGUCAAUCUAGACUAUAAACUCAGUUUAGAUUAAAACUGUUUAAUUGAUUUGUGAAGUGCAUCACUUUCUAAAGUGGCAUACACAUCUAUAAAUGGCUAGUUAAAUAAUUUCUAGUUUGUAUUUAACAAUAAAUUAGACUGUGCCAGUGAACACUGCAUUAUUCGUUUGUGCCUUCAAGUUAUUCUUCUAUUCUUACUUUCCAAGGAGGCAGAGAUAUAAAUAUAACAAUGUUUGUCUUAUUGCUAUAUUUACUUCUGUUCUGAAAAUAUUUUUUCAUCAUUUUCCCCCUAGAAACCAUGCACUUUACGAUGGAAAAAAGCUUUGCUAAAUUUCCUAAUAUGAAGGUAUUGUAAAAUUUACUGGUCAGGAAUAUUGCUGAAC